This is a messenger RNA of Tripterygium wilfordii, 3061 nucleotides long. RefSeq lists its product as uncharacterized. The transcript is spliced from 12 exons. The record is from RefSeq and is a predicted model, not a curated record. Gene Ontology annotation, molecular function: protein binding. Bases 178 to 2802 code for a protein of 874 amino acids. Lineage: Eukaryota; Viridiplantae; Streptophyta; Magnoliopsida; Celastrales; Celastraceae.
GCAGCGUUUAGUUUCUCUGUGUGACUCUGCCUGUCUCAUUCAUUUCAUUGUCGAAGGCUCGAAGCAUUUCUAUUCACAGAGAGCUCCUUCUCCUUUCUCUUGCUCUUCUUCUACUCCUACAAUGCGCCUGUCGGAUCUCUGAAACUCUGUCAAGAUAGUAAUCAAAGAAUCAAAACAAUGGAACCGCAGUACCCUAGCCCAAAGCCUCGCUUGUACGGGCCGCAGCAGAUGAAGACGGCGAUUCCACCGUCGCAGCACUCAGACAAUGACCGUAGCAGCAGCGAUUUACGAGCGCUGGAUUGUAAUCUCACCUCACUUUGCGAACAUAUCCAGAUGGAGGGCUUCAAUUCCGGCUCCUUUUCCGAUAUCGUCGUCCAUGCUAUGGGGUCCACCUACCACCUCCACCGCCUCAUCCUCUCUCGCAGCUCCUACUUCAGGAAUAUGCUACAUGGGCCAUGGAAGGAAGCAAGUGCACAAGUUGUGACCUUGAAUGUGGAUGACAAGAACGUUAAUGGAGACGCAAUUGCAAUAGCUUUGGCUUACCUAUAUGGGCAUCAUCCCAAGCUUAAUGAUAAUAAUGCAUUUCGUGUUCUUGCGGCUGCUUCCUUUCUUGACUUACAGGAUCUAUGUGCAAUAUGCACAGAUUUCAUUAUAUCUGAAUUGUGGACUUCAAAUUUCUUAGCAUACCAGGUAUUUGCUGAGAGUCAAGACUAUGGAAUACAUGGAGAGCGUGUAAGAAAUGCAUGUUGGGGUUACCUAUGUCAAAGUGGUGCCAGGGAGUUGAAAGAGGUGCUUCCGAAACUUUCUGCGCAAACUCUGCAUGCUUUGCUAACUUCAGAUGAACUGUGGGUGCCUGGUGAAGAAAAGCGGUUUGAACUGGCAUUAUACACGCUUCUUGCAAAAGGUUCUCUUUGCAAUAUAGAACAGUCUGUGCAAGGAAGUUCGGAGAUCGGUAUUGUCCUUUUUUCUGAUUCUCCUAAAGCUAAGGGAAAGAAUCUGAUGGAUAGCUGCAAUAGUAGGAUGUUGGAAUCCGAACUAGGACGCUUAAGUUUAAAAAAUGACAUGGAGGGCCAUAACACUGCACAAAAUCUUAUUGUUGAGCUUGUAGACUAUGUGGUUGAUUUCCCCACAAGUAUUUCAGAUUCCAACCAACAGGUCCAACAAGUUUCAUACACUCAGUCAAAUUUGCAGCCUAUAUACACGGGCAGCAUGGAUCAAUCUUCGUCAUUAUGUAACACUCUCUCAAAUGCCGGUGGAAUUAGAACCUCAUGUUCUUACAUUGAGAUGCCUAUUGGCGUUGGAACAAGUGGACUAGGGGCCAAUCUGGUGGCUAUGGAAGGGCCAUCUGAAGAAGGUUCUUUCUACAAUUUGAAUAACAGUACUUGGCAUACAACCGAUCAAUCAGGACGUUGCUCUUCAGUGGACCCAUCAUGUGAUGGGGGCAUGCUGAAUGACUGGGGAAGAUGUGGCAUGCCUCUUUCAUGGGGUGGCAGGGUUGUUGGCAAAAGACAGGUGAAAGGCUAUGCCAAAGGAAACUGUGGGAUUCGUCAGGAGGAAUACGAUUCUUUUGUCAAUAUAUUUGAAGAGGGUUCUCUUUUAUACUGCAACAUGUCUUUUGAAGCUCUUUUAAAUGUGAGAAAGCAGCUUGAGGAGUUGGGAUUUCCUUGCAAAGCUGCGAAUGACGGUCUUUGGCUGCAGAUGCUAUUAAGGGAAAGGGUACAAGAAAUUGGUGCUGACACAUGCAAAAUCUGCUGCUUUACCAAUAUAGCAUGCACUUGCAGAAAGAACUUCGGAUAUUCACAUGGAGUUGCUACAGCUGGUUAUUACAUGCAUGAGCAUGAUCAUAAUAAUUCACGUGGCAACAUGGGCAGUGUGUAUGUUGCUGAUUCUGCUCAAGGUGAAGGAAAUGGCCUCUUCAGGCCUGUACGUGGGCCUGUAAUCGGCAAUAUUGAUGGACUUGCGGGCAUUGGACGUGGAACCACAUUUGUACCUGCAGCUGCUUGGCCUCCUACUCGUUUUGUCUUUUCCCGUGUGCCCUUUGGUAUGAGCAACAGAAAUGGCCAGCAGUCCCUUGCUAAUGAUGAUUCUGAAGCUAGAGCCGAACAUAAUGGAGAUGUGUCAGGGGAUGGAUUGACAGCUCUGGUAGGGUUAAGCCAAGGAGGAGGCAACACCGCUGAUAUUCAUGCAGAGCAGAUAGAGAGGGGCUAUGAAACAGAUCUGCAAGGCAGAUCAUCUGGAACUUCUACUGCAGUUCCAGGUACUAGUGGUAUUUCUGGCCCGAUGCUAGAGUCACAAGAGAGUGCAAUCGGAAUUGAGUGGGAGAAUACAAACAGCUCUUCUAUAUCAUUGGAUAUGAAAACACCUCUAAAUCAUUUUCCUCCUUUUCGUUUUGGAGUUGAAUUUGAGGAUGUGCACCGGCUCAGCGAUGGCCAAGUUAAGCACUCUCCUGAGUUUUAUUAUGCUGGUUCUUUGUGGAAGGUUAGUGUUCAGGCUUUCAAUGAUGAAGAUCCUCAAGGACGUCGGACUCUUGGAUUGUUUCUUCAUCGUCGGAAGGCAGAGCUAGAUUCCCUUAGAAAGGUCCAUAUGUUUGUAGAUUCACGUGAAAAGGUUACAGCUCGCUAUCAGUUGAUUUGUCCAUCGAAGAGAGAAGUGAUGGUGUUUGGAAGCUUCAAACAGAGGGGAACUCUUCUGCCCAAAGCCCCCAAAGGAUGGGGCUGGCGCACAGCUCUACUUUUUGAUGAGCUCGUGGAUCUUCUCCAAAAUGGGGCCUUGCGAGUGGCUGCUGUAGUGCAGCUUGUGUGAAACUGAGGCAAGGCUCAUCUCCUUGCGUGGCAGCAGGUUCUUAAUCUAUACUGUAUCAGAUUUGAACUCCCCCAAUAAUUUACUUUCACCCUGGCGACGGUGCUUUUGUUUCGAAAGGGCUAUGAUUGUAACUUGCUCUUGCUUGUGCUGUAUAUUCAUCUGCUUGUAUAAUUACAUCAUCACAUUGUCCAAAAUAGAAGGCUAUUGGAUCAUCUGCCUGUAUAUUCAACUCUUUACGUAGCAUUUGUUUUUCUCUCUA